CGUCGCGCAGAGGUUCGCUGGGCAGUGCUGUCUCACCAGUGAGGCGGGGAAACCGGCAAGUUCCGAGUCCUGUCCAACGUGCGGCCCCCAGCCCUCCGCCACCAUGGAGUACCUCAUUGGCAUCCAGGGCCCCGACUAUGUUCUUGUCGCCUCCGACCGGGUGGCCGCUAGCAAUAUUGUCCAGAUGAAGGACGAUCAUGACAAGAUGUUUAAGAUGAGUGAAAAAAUCUUACUCCUGUGUGUUGGAGAGGCUGGAGACACUGUACAGUUUGCAGAAUAUAUUCAGAAAAAUGUACAACUUUAUAAGAUGCGAAAUGGAUAUGAGUUGUCUCCGACAGCAGCAGCUAAUUUCACACGCCGAAACCUGGCUGACUGUCUUCGGAGUCGGACCCCAUAUCAUGUGAACCUCCUCCUGGCUGGCUAUGAUGAACAUGAGGGGCCAGCACUCUACUACAUGGACUACCUUGCUGCCUUGGCAAAGGCCCCCUUUGCAGCCCAUGGUUAUGGUGCCUUCCUGACUCUCAGUAUCCUGGACCGAUACUAUACACCAACUAUCUCACGUGAGAGGGCAGUGGAGCUUCUUAGAAAAUGUCUGGAGGAGCUCCAGAAACGCUUCAUCUUGAAUCUGCCAACCUUCAGUGUUCGAAUCAUUGACAAAAAUGGCAUCCAUGACCUAGAUAACAUUUCCUUCCCUAAACGUGAACCCUAACAUCGUACCCUCCUUCCCACUUGCCAGGAAACUGUUUUUGACAGGAAUCUUUAAUUUUUUUCUACUCUUUGGAUGUGUACUCGUGAAAGAUGGUUAAUUCUGAAUAAAAUUAAAUAUGGGUAAAUUAA
Molecule: messenger RNA, 837 nt
Organism: Urocitellus parryii (Arctic ground squirrel)
Lineage: Eukaryota; Metazoa; Chordata; Mammalia; Rodentia; Sciuridae
Gene: Psmb2
Product: proteasome 20S subunit beta 2
Biological process (GO): proteasomal protein catabolic process
Cellular component (GO): proteasome core complex; nucleus; cytoplasm
Source: RefSeq, a predicted model, not a curated record